GGAAAGGGAGCUGGAGAAUGGAGAGUUACCAGCCUGCCUGCGGCCUUCUGGGAGCUGUAGUUUGCACGCCAUGAGGCUGCGGGGAACUGUAGUGUGGUUUCGCUUGCCCUGCCUGCGUAAUGGCUGCUUGCUGGAAGAGCAUGAAAUAAAGAUCUGCCAGAUGGACUUUUAUUUCUGCAAUUCCAGCCAACAUUCACAAAGUCUGGCUCAAGAUGAAGAAAGAGGAGAACCCAAAGGGAGAUCAGUGGAGCCACUAGAGAGAAUUGGUGUGCGCACUGACAUAUAGAGAUGGCUUCAAAGCUAGUUUGCAACAGGGAAUGAAGAUGAAUCCACCCCUAUUGGUUUCUUACAGAUCUGACAAGCAUCUGUAGUGACCUGUGAAUUCAUCAGUGAAGCAAGAUGGUGGCCUUUAACUGGAGGGCUUUGGAGAAUUUCCCCCUGUUGAUGUACAUUUUAGCUGCUAAAACAUUAAUUCUUUGUUUGGCUUUUGCUGGUGUAAAAAUAUACCAGAGAAAAAAGAUUGAAGAAAGAAUGAAAAAAGAACGUGGGGAAAAGCUGAAAAAGGAAGCAGACAAGAAGGAAAGUUGAAGCUUUACAUGAGACUUCUUGACACUUGGCAGCUUGCUUGGACUGUGCCUGGGAGAACUGAAUGAUGUGUGCGAAGGAAUAAAACACUCCACAAAGUAAUUCUUUCUUGAGCUGGAUAUUGACUUUUUAUACACACAAAAGGCAUAUUUAGGGCUUUAUUUAUGCAAUAAAGAUUCCUUUGUCAAA
Alligator sinensis (Chinese alligator) is the source of this 774-nucleotide messenger RNA. It is a transcript of the gene SMIM11, whose product is annotated as small integral membrane protein 11A. The transcript has 6 exons. Bases 400 to 588 code for a protein of 62 amino acids. Lineage: Eukaryota; Metazoa; Chordata; Crocodylia; Alligatoridae. The record is from RefSeq and is a predicted model, not a curated record.